Messenger RNA from Drosophila arizonae, 557 nucleotides. RefSeq names its product Ejaculatory bulb protein III (gene EbpIII). The record is from RefSeq and is a predicted model, not a curated record. NCBI's taxonomy places the organism in Eukaryota, Metazoa, Arthropoda, Insecta, Diptera, Drosophilidae.
CGGAAUCGUCGCCAGUUUGUUAAAGAUAUUUCGCUACUUCACAACUAGUUGCUCUCGAGUCUGUUCAAUUUGUUUGUCGCUGUUGUUAUUGUUGUUACUUAAGCAUGAAGUCGUUCAUUUUGUUCCUUGCUCUGGCGAUCGCCUGCGUUGCAGCUGACGAAAAAUACACGACAAAAUACGAUAAUAUCGAUGUGGAUGAAAUCUUGAGAUCGGAUCGUUUGUUCACAAACUACUUCAAGUGCCUGGUCGAUACGGGCAAGUGCACGCCCGACGCCCGCGAGCUGAAGAAAUCCCUGCCUGACGCUUUGCUCACCGAGUGCAGCAAAUGCAGUGAGAAGCAAAAGCAGAACACCGACAAGGUCAUACGCUACGUGAUCGAUAAGAAGCCAGAGGAAUGGAAGGUGCUGCAGGCUAAAUAUGAUCCAGAUGAGGUCUACAUUAAGCGUUAUAGGGCACAGGCACAAAAGGCAGGAAUACCUAUCUAAAUUCUAGUGAUAUUUGGGCUUUUAAGAAUGAUCUAUACACAAAAUAAAUGUUUAUUUUUGUAAAAAGCUAUC